This is a messenger RNA of Lampris incognitus (smalleye Pacific opah), 815 nucleotides long. RefSeq names its product ATP synthase membrane subunit c locus 1 (gene atp5mc1). The record is from RefSeq and is a predicted model, not a curated record. Gene Ontology annotation, biological process: proton motive force-driven ATP synthesis; proton transmembrane transport. The transcript is spliced from 5 exons. The coding region runs from base 112 to 525 and encodes 137 amino acids. Gene Ontology annotation, molecular function: proton transmembrane transporter activity. Lineage: Eukaryota; Metazoa; Chordata; Actinopteri; Lampriformes; Lampridae.
GUUAUAAAUGACAAGGUGACGACUCUGCGCGUCCUACAUCCACUGACAGCCGCCGUGUGGGAGACCAGCUCGCUCGGACCCUCCGUGAUCUGCAACAAAUCGGUUCCAGCCAUGUACGCCUGCGCCAAAUUUGUCACUUCCCCUGCCGUGCUGCGUGGAGGGUCCAGAGUGUUGGCCCGGCCCGUCUCCGUGUCCCUCUUAAACAGACCUGAAGCUUCCGCGGAACAGCAGGCCCUGUUGCCGCUCAGUCAGUCUGCAGUUCUGACCCGCUCCAUUCAGACCAGUGUCGUCUCCCGGGACAUUGACACUGCUGCCAAGUUCAUCGGGGCAGGUGCCGCCACGGUGGGAGUGGCGGGCUCAGGAGCCGGUAUCGGAACAGUGUUCGGCAGUCUCAUCAUCGGUUAUGCCAGGAAUCCCUCCCUGAAACAGCAGCUCUUCUCAUACGCCAUCUUGGGCUUUGCCCUCUCCGAGGCCAUGGGUCUGUUCUGCCUGAUGGUGGCGUUCCUGAUCCUGUUCGCCAUGUAAAUGUGGCAGCGUACCUCCCCUUCCUUCCAGAGGGCAAGGCUUCAGAACCGGAUGUCUGAGCGAACUGACCGGGCCAUUCCAAUUCAUGAAAAAUAGAAUCUCUUCUGAAAGGAAAGAAGACCUCCUCCCCGUCUAGUACACCCGAGGUCACCGAAAACCUCCUGUCCUGACUCUUAGUGUUCCUACACACGUUUUGUUUUGUUUUUUUGUUUUUUUCUUUCUCAGAAGUUAAAUGUGUGACCUCACUUCUGUUUAUCAAAUCUGUCCAGAAUAAAUGGUUGGGAUAACUA